CUGACGCCUGACGACAGAGUCUCUGAAAAGGGGAAAUGACUCACGUUGCCCUUCUUUUGGCCAUUGCAAGCGUAUUCAGUGUCGUUCAGGGUCAAGAGGUUAUGCCGAUGCCCGUGGCGGAAGCCCCAACAUCGCAGCCACUGCCCGCGGAUUACGUGAAGGGCAUACUCAGCCUGAAGAGCAGUCUGCUGUCCAGCAAGCCGGCCCUGGGUUACUCCAGUCAGCAGGGGAAUAGCGCGGAUCCCGUAUCCGGAAUCAGGCCAGGCAUGCGGUACACACAGCAGUUGGACGUACAGCAGCCGCAGAGCCAGCCGUUGCAGGAGAUUCAGGUUGAGCACGUUGCCAGUCUGAGGCCAUCCGCGCUAGCUCAAAGCAAUCUUCUUCCCUCCCAGAUGCCGUCGGCCAAGUUGAAUCGAUAUAACCAGGAGUUCCCCGCCUUUCACCUGUUCCAGCCGCCGUUCGUGCCAAUGCCGAAGAAGCAGGAGAGACAGGAGUCACUGGAUCCGCCGCCCACUGCCGAGCAGCUCGAGUUGCUGCAACAGUUGUCAGAGUUCUUUGGCCAGCGGCAACAGUUGCAACAGGUGCGACCGCAGUUGGCCAUGAACAGCGCUCAAGUGGAUCAAAGUGAGGGAAAGGGCGAGGGCACUGAUACUUGUGACACCACGCAGAAGCCCAAUGAAAGUGAGGAGGAGGAUUCGAUAUCCGUUGAUGUGAAGAACGAAGAGCAGGCAACUACUACCACCACCACAACCAGUGCGAAGCCAUUCGUGCCUCCAAAAACGAAGCCCACCAAGCCAUCUAACGUCAAGUCCACCACCCAAAAACAUUUGACAACGCGUGAUACCAAAAGCACUACCAGGAAACUGCCCUGCUGCACCAAGCCAAUGAAUAAGGGCGUUGCAUCCCCUCCGAAUGUUAAUGUGCAAAAUGCGUAUUCCGAGCAGCCGAAGUCCUUGCAACAGCAGCCUCGCAGUGGCAGACACGCCAUUCAGCCUGAUUUGCGCAUAAACGCUAUUACCAACUUACUGAGAUAUCGCAGAAAAAGAGCUCAGGGUGCAGCGCCAUAUCCGAAACCCUUUUCCUCACAAACGGAUCCUGGAUUGCAGUUGCAGAGCCGAUCGAAACGAAAAAAAGAUAAGAUCCUGGACAAAAAUCAACUGCUGCAGGCUGAACUAAAGAUCUGGCCCAUCAACAUAAAGGCGAAUUUUGUGGAGCAAAUACACUAA
This is a messenger RNA of Drosophila erecta, 1226 nucleotides long. RefSeq lists its product as uncharacterized. The coding region runs from base 36 to 1226 and encodes 396 amino acids. Lineage: Eukaryota; Metazoa; Arthropoda; Insecta; Diptera; Drosophilidae. The record is from RefSeq and is a predicted model, not a curated record. The transcript has a single exon.